CCUACCAACCAACUUUCCUUGGGUAUAAUUGAACACACAGCAUCCCCCUACAUUACACUUACACUGACACUAUCCUUUUCUUUCCUUUCGUUCAACACAAGGGUAAACUCUUCAACCCUGAUGAUUCGCAGCUACUCGGGGAAUUUCAAGGUCAAGAAAUCAACUUCCUGCAUCGAACUCAAAGCAUUACACUCGUCGACUCCAUAGGGAGGAUUUGAAAAGUACAACCAGGGAGGAAUAGUACAGUACCUACAUUUUUCCAUACAUGUCACACCUCUGUCAACUUCGGAAUUCCGAAUACCACAAAAGACCCCAGGUAUCGAAAAGUACUCAAAGUAGUUGAAGUUUGCAAUGGCCACAGUCACAGACACAGACACAGACACACUCGACGUCGCCCUACCCACGGGUGCCAAUCUCUCUACCGGGUCGCUGCUCACACCCCAACCUCGGGAAGCCAACGGUGGCUUUUCCGGUUCAAAAUCGCCCACACCGGUACCAACGACACCACCACCACCAAUGACGACAUCACGAUCGGAAUACUACCAGGACAGGUUGGCCGACAUAUCUUCUCGCGCCACCGUCACGGAUCCGAUGAACGUGAUUUUCGCUCAGGACAAGUCGGGACCUUCGACGGUCGUCACGGCGGAGCUGUUGUACCCCGCGGCGAGGGCGAGGGUCGCCGCCAAAGUCGGGGCGGGUUCGUUCGUCGCCGAGGCCGCCGAUUUCGCCGCCGUCGUGUGCUGGGAACCCCCCGAGGCCGUGGCGCCCCUGGUGUCCGAGACCGAACUCCAGGAGAUGGCCAAGGCCCGACCCGUCUUCUCCCGUUUCGUGCGUGACAUGCAGGACUUCAAGGUCGCGACGUUUGGGACCAGCCAAGCCUACUGGAACAUGAGUCUGAUGGCGAGGGACCCCGACCGCAACGACAAGGGCGCGGUGAGGGCGGUGAUCGAGCCCUUCGUGGCCCGAGCCAAAAGGGACGGGCGGCCGAUUUGGUUGUGCGCCGCCAACGAGAGGGCGAGGGACGUUUACGCCCAUUUCGGAUUCCGGGUCGUCGGGGUCAUCUAUUCGGCCCUCGAUCCGAAAGAUGAUGACGCCAACCGCAACGGUGAGGGUCAAGAGAACAAAAAAGGUGUGAAGACCUGGUGUAUGUGUUGCAAUUGGCCUGUACAGUCUGUGACUGAGCGGGAGAGUCAGAGUGCAUACGAGUACGAGGCCAUGUACAGGAGUAGGAAUGGGGACGGGAACAGGAGUGGAAGUGGCAGUGGCAAUGAGAGCGGGGUGUGACGGGACUUAUCGUGAAGGAUUGGAAAUUUCGGACUUUCGAUUUUGAGUUUGAGAUUGGGAUGAUUGUUGAACAGACGUAGAUUCCCAGAGACGUCAAGUUUUUGUGGUUUCAUCUUUCCAGGGAGUUUAGAGAGCACAAGACAUGAGCGGAUCAAUUCAAUUUGCAGCGGGGACCGAGGAAAAUGGAGGUGGUCUUUUUCAGUUCUUGAAUUAUAUGUUGAGCAAGAGGCUCGUUGGUGUCCUAACCACUUGUACAGCGACAGUAAAGAGGUAGACAGAAGGUAACAGGUUAAGGUCGAACACAAGGUAUGUAAUCCGUA
Molecule: messenger RNA, 1604 nt
Organism: Exophiala oligosperma
Lineage: Eukaryota; Fungi; Ascomycota; Eurotiomycetes; Chaetothyriales; Herpotrichiellaceae
Exons: 1
Coding region: 352-1284 (310 amino acids)
Source: RefSeq, a predicted model, not a curated record